Messenger RNA from Alternaria burnsii, 195 nucleotides. RefSeq lists its product as uncharacterized. Bases 1 to 195 code for a protein of 64 amino acids. Lineage: Eukaryota; Fungi; Ascomycota; Dothideomycetes; Pleosporales; Pleosporaceae. The record is from RefSeq and is a predicted model, not a curated record. The transcript has a single exon.
AUGUUGCUGUCCACCAGAUGUGCCAUACGGCUUCACGACAUCUACAUAAAACAUGCGAAGCAAUACCACCGCUACCUUGCCGAAGACCACCCUGCCCCUUGGAAGCAACAGAUAAAGCACUUCUCAGCAGCAGACCGUAGCAACUCUGGGAGGGCGAUAUUUCAGACCACAAUAACGGAAUACACCAAGAGAUGA